AUGGAGGAAGACGUCCUCAGUGAUGUAGUUCCUAGCAAUAUAGUCUCGCGUCAACAAAGCGAGGGCGUGGAGAGCGAGUACGCGGACGAAAUUCUUAGUGAGCAGGAUGAACUGCAGAGCGAGGAAGAAGAUGAUAAUAAGGGAGAGAGAAGCAGCGCUGCUUCACCACAAAAGCUAGCACAAAUACAGGCCAGCGCGGACCGGGCACAGAAGAAGCAGAAGCGAAAAGCGGAGGAAGGAAAGCUACAAGUAAAAAGACAGGAGAUGGAUAAGGCGAAGGCGAGUAUUGUCACGGAUGCUGUUAAACGGUAUUCAUAUCUGCUUGGACAAACGGAACUCUUCAAACACUUUGUUGAUAUCAAGAAAGCGCGCGAUCCCGAGUAUGCCGCAAUGCUGGAUGCUCAGCCGAAGCCAAAGGGACGGGGUCGUAAGAAGGCAGUUGAUAACAGCGCCCGACACCGGAAAUCAGAGAAGGAGGAGGAUGAAGAAAUGUUGAAGGACGGUGAGAUGGCUGUAGACGGUAACGAUCAACCGUUUGUGUUCGAGGAGUCUCCUAGCUUUGUAAAUGGGACGAUGCGAUCAUAUCAGCUCCAAGGUCUCAACUGGAUGGUAUCACUACACCAUAACGGCUUGAAUGGAAUAUUGGCCGACGAGAUGGGGCUAGGAAAAACUUUGCAGACGAUAGCCUUCCUCUCCUAUCUCAAGCACUAUCGAAGUAUUUCUGGACCUCAUCUCAUCGUUGUUCCGAAAUCAACUCUGCAAAAUUGGGCGCGGGAAUUUGAGAGGUGGACGCCUGACGUGAACACCGUCUUGCUCACAGGUACCAAAGAGGAACGUGGAGCACUGAUUGCAAACCGACUCAUUCCUCAAGACUUCGACGUCCUCAUCACUUCAUAUGAGAUUUGUCUCAUUGAGAAGUCUGCUCUCAAGAAAUUUUCAUUCGAAUACAUUGCCAUAGACGAAGCACACCGAAUCAAAAAUGUGGAUUCCAUUCUCUCCCAGAUCGUUCGCUCCUUCAUGUCUCGAGGACGUUUGCUCAUCACUGGAACGCCACUGCAGAACAACAUGAAAGAGCUGUUCGCGUUGCUUAACUUUAUUUGCCCAGAAAUCUUCUCCGAUUACGCCGACUUAGAUAGCUUCCUGCACAAGGAUGAAGCAGAAGGAGAAGGAGACGAUGAGAAGAGCAAGAAAGUGGUAGAAGCAUUGCAUAAGAUUCUGCGGCCCUUCUUGCUUAGACGCGUGAAGAGCGAUGUCGAGAAGAAUCUAUUGCCCAAGAAAGAGAUUAACAUAUAUGUCGGUCUCACUGAAAUGCAACGCAAAUGGUACCGCUCAGUUCUAGAGAAGGACAUAGAUGCUGUCAAUGGCUUGACCGGUAAGAAAGAAGGCAAGACACGCUUGAUGAACAUGGUUAUGCAACUGCGAAAGGUUACUUGUCAUCCUUACCUUUUCGAUGGCGCGGAACCGGGUCCUCCAUAUACUACAGAUGAACAUUUGGUUGAAAACUCGGGAAAGAUGGUCAUUCUCGACAAGCUUCUCCAAUCAAUGAAAGCCAAGGGCUCCCGUGUCCUCAUUUUCAGUCAAAUGAGCCGCAUGCUCGACAUUCUGGAAGAUUAUUGUCUAUUUCGAGGCUACAAAUACUGUCGUAUCGACGGUGGAACCGCUCAUGACGACCGAAUUGUCGCAAUCGACGAAUACAACAAGCCAGAUAGCGAGAAAUUCAUUUUCCUGCUUACCACCCGUGCUGGUGGAUUGGGUAUCAAUCUGACCACGGCAGACAUCGUCGUCCUCUACGAUAGUGAUUGGAAUCCUCAAGCCGAUUUGCAGGCAAUGGAUCGUGCACAUCGUAUUGGUCAGACAAAGCAAGUCUAUGUGUUCAGAUUCAUUACAGAGGGCAGUGUGGAGGAACGCAUGUUGGAGCGGGCUGCCCAGAAGCUACGCCUCGAUCAACUUGUUAUUCAGCAGGGCCGAACACAGAACACCAAAGCCGCAAAUAAGGAAGAAUUGCUGGAAAUGAUUGCUCAUGGUGCUGAGAAUAUUGUAAACUCCAAUGCAGACCUCAUGAUCAACGAUGACAUCGAAGCAAUCAUCCAGCGUGGCGAAGUACGGACAGUGGAGUUGAACAGCAAGUAUGAAGGUCUCACCUUCGAAGACCUCAGCAACUUUAAAUCUGAGGCCUCCGUCCAGCAGUGGGAGGGCGAGGACUUUCGUACUGGCCAACGAAAGCCUCUGCAGCUCAAUCCGUUGGCUCUAUCAAAACGUGAGAGGAAGCUGAACUAUUCCGUCGACAGCUACUUCAAAGAGACCAUGCGUGCUGGGCCCUCGAAGACAGAGAAGGCACCCAAAGUGCCGCGUGCGCCCAAGCAGAUCCAGUUACAGGACUUCCAAUUUUUCCCAGCUAGACUGGCAGAGCUGCAGGAGCAAGAGCUUGCCGCACACAAAAGGCAAAAUGAUAUUCCUGCUACACUGCGUGAGUCUGCGGGUCCGGAGGACACGCCAGAGAAGCUCGAAGCUGAGCGACAAGCCGCUCAGGAGUAUAUAGACAACGCCGAACCGUUAACUGAGGAGCAACUCCAAGACAAGGAAGAAUUGAUCGCUCAAGGCUUUGAGACAUGGAGCAGACGAGAUUUCCAACAAUUCGUUCGCGCUCUGGAGACGUAUGGCUGGACCGAUGACUACGAGCUGCUUGCAUCCGAGAUCCAGGAUAAGAACGCAGAUGAUGUUGCUGAUUAUUAUCCAGUGUUUAGAAAGAAAUGGAAAGAACUCGCCGAAUAUCCACGUAUAAAGGCUCGCAUCGAAGAGGGCGAGGCUAAACGUAACAAGCGGUCAAACCUUGAAGCGUUGCUCUCAAAGAAGAUCGCGUCUGUGCGGUAUCCGAUGCAGGAGCUGGAACUCAACUACCCGACAACGAAGGGUAAAGUGUACUCGGAAGAGGAAGAUCGCUACCUCCUCUGUCGCCUCAACCACUACGGCAUGCGGGCAGAGGAUGUGUACGAGAGGAUCAAGAAGGACAUCACAGAGUUUCCUGUCUUCCGAUUUGACUGGUUCUUUAAAAGUCGCAGUCCCCAAGAAUUACAGCGAAGAUGUAAUACUUUACUGGGCAUGAUUGAGAAAGAGGCCGAGGUCAAACAAGCCGAAGAGGUCAAGACGAAGGGUACGAAGGGCAAGAAGCGAGGCAUCGACGCCGUGGAGAAAUCCGAGAAGUUAGACAAGCCUUCGCGUUCAGCGACUCCUGCUAGCACGACUCCUGCUGCCGCCCCAGCAAAACGGCAAUACAAGAAGAGGAAGACGUAA
Molecule: messenger RNA, 3291 nt
Organism: Fibroporia radiculosa
Lineage: Eukaryota; Fungi; Basidiomycota; Agaricomycetes; Polyporales; Fibroporiaceae
Exons: 21
Coding region: 1-3291 (1096 amino acids)
Biological process (GO): nucleosome organization; regulation of transcription by RNA polymerase II
Cellular component (GO): chromatin; nucleus
Molecular function (GO): ATP binding; DNA binding; ATP hydrolysis activity
Source: RefSeq, a predicted model, not a curated record